Messenger RNA from Aethina tumida (small hive beetle), 2209 nucleotides. RefSeq names its product protein arginine N-methyltransferase 7 (gene Art7). Gene Ontology annotation, molecular function: protein-arginine N-methyltransferase activity. Bases 72 to 2150 code for a protein of 692 amino acids. The record is from RefSeq and is a predicted model, not a curated record. The transcript is spliced from 3 exons. Gene Ontology annotation, biological process: peptidyl-arginine methylation. Lineage: Eukaryota; Metazoa; Arthropoda; Insecta; Coleoptera; Nitidulidae.
AUUAUAAUAACAAGACACAUGUAAAAAUAAAUUAGGAAAAAAUUGGCCUAAAGAACGUAAAUAUAACCUAUAUGUUGCGGAAAACAUUGUUCAACACGCGCUUAGUGCAAGAAGUACGCAAGAUGAGUGUUUUUAUACAAAAACUAAACCCAAUAACAGGUGUCAACGACUGGAUUGUGCAAAACGAAGAUUAUGACUAUUAUCAAGAAGUUGCGAGGUCCGCAUUUGCGGACAUGUUACACGACACCGAAAGGAAUCAACUUUACGAAAAAGCUUUAAAGGCCGCAAUAGAAAAAAUGCAUUCCAGAGGUAAAAAGGCGAACGUUUUGGAUAUUGGCACUGGAACAGGCCUUCUGUCCAUGAUGGCAGCAAGAAAUGGUGCUGAUUCGAUCACUGCCUGUGAGGCAUUUAAGCCGAUGAGUGAAUGUGCAAAGAAAAUAGUUGAAUUAAACGGUUUUAAAGACAAAAUAAAAAUUAUUCCAAAGAGGUCUACAAACUUAACAGUAGGCCCUGACUGUGAUUUACCUGAAAGGUGCAAUAUAUUAGUCACUGAAGUAUUUGAUACUGAAUUAAUUGGUGAAGGUGCAUUAUCAACUUACAAUCAUGCUCAUAAAUGUUUACUGGAGGAGGAUUGUAUAGUGGUUCCACAAUCGGCAACAAUUUAUGCCCAAAUUGUUGAAUGUCCCCUAAUUCAAAACUGGAAUAAAUGUAAAAAUAUUUACAAUGAUGAUGGAAAGCUUUUGCUCUCAGUCCCAGAGAAAGUUACCUCAUGUCCUGGCUCAACAGCAGUACACGAUUUACAACUAAGCCAGAUACCUAGUAACUUAAUUAACACAAUUGUGUCCCCAAUUCCUGUGCUCCGCUUCGAUUGGUCUGGCAAAACACCUUUUGUUUAUGAAAGAUCCACAAUAAAUAACGUAAAAGCCGAAAACUCUGGAACAGCUCAGGCCGUGUUUAUAUGGUGGGACUUGGAAAUGGACACGGAGAAUAAAAUAAUAUUGUCCUGUGCACCCAAAUGGGCACAUCCACUGACAAAAUCAAAUCCAACUGCCAAAAUACCUUGGAGGGACCACUGGAUGCAAGCUGUAUACUAUUUUCCCAAAGAAAUAACAGUAAACAAAGGAGAAGAAAUAAACCUAAUUAGUUGCCAUGAUGAAUACUCACUCUGGUUUAAUCUUAGUAAAGAUCUGCGAAUAACUGAAAUGCAUUACCUAAAUCCUAUUUGUGAAUGUGGUUUACAUGUUGCUUUUUCAAGGACAAGAAUUGGACAGAUCAAUGAUUUCAAAAGGAACAAAAGAUAUUUAUCGUUACUAAAAAAAUACGUAAAAAAAGACAGUGAAGUAAUUAUUUUAAGUGAUGGCUUUGUGUUCGGUUUAGUUGCAGCCAAACUAGGAGCGAAGAAAAUUUAUUUUAUUGAGAAUAAUUAUUUGUCAAGCAAGAUUGUUGAAGAAUAUAUUAAAUAUAACAAUCUUACAAAUGUUGAAGUUGUCACAUUAGAUAAAGUUGAAGAAGUUGAUUUUGGUAAUGUGGAUGUGGUAUUCUCUGAGCCAUACUUUGUAAGCAGUAUUUUACCUUGGGAUAACUUAUUGUUCACAUAUAUUUUAAAAUCUCUUAAAAAAUAUUUACCAGAUAAUGUUAAAAUAUUCCCUCAAGAAGCUGUAAUUAAAGCAGUAGCUGUUCAAUUUGAAGAUCUCCAUAAAAUUAGGUGUCCCUUAGGGAAAUGCGAAGAUUUUCUGAUGAAAGACUUUGAUGAUUUAAUUGAGGCAUCUAGUACAAUUAGUGAUGAUAAUGUUGAAGCUCAACCCUUGUGGGAGUAUCCUUGCAUUGCAUUAAGCAAUGAUCUGGACAUUGCAAGAUUGGAUCUUUUGGAUAUUCCUGAAAAUCCAACAGAAAUUAAAGGAGAGUUCAAACUCCUUAAGAAUUCUGUAUGUAAUGGAAUCGCAUUGUGGGUGGAAUGGUUACAUGAAAAAUCCUCAGAUACAAUUAUAACAACCGGACCUACACAACCAAUUAUCCCAGGAGAAAAAAUUGAAUGGGACAUACAUACUAGACAAGGAGUGUGUCUAUUUUCUAACAUAUCAAGGGACAGAAUCAAUUAUAAUUUUAAAUUUGACUAUAAAGAAGGAAAUAUUAGUUUUAAGCAUAAUUGAUUUUAUUCAAUGUUAUGAAUUGACUUCAUAAUUUUGUAAUAAAAUUGACAAUACAUAUA